Molecule: messenger RNA, 3331 nt
Organism: Apis mellifera (honey bee)
Lineage: Eukaryota; Metazoa; Arthropoda; Insecta; Hymenoptera; Apidae
Product: 43 kDa receptor-associated protein of the synapse homolog
Exons: 12
Coding region: 1341-2954 (537 amino acids)
Biological process (GO): chemical synaptic transmission
Cellular component (GO): synapse
Molecular function (GO): protein-membrane adaptor activity; acetylcholine receptor binding
Source: RefSeq, a predicted model, not a curated record
GGGGUUUGCGAGGGGUGAUCGGGAAGGAGAAGAGAGAGUUGGUCGUCAGGUCGUGUGUUGCGGGCUGCUGCGGCUCGGGCGCGACAGUUCUACCUCGACCAUUGCCGGUUAAUUUUCGCAAGGCGGCUACGUAUACGAAACAAUAGAGGUGAUCCUUUCAACGCAAUGCGGCGCGAUAUGGCGAUAGUUUGUGUGUUAGACGGUAAGCACUUUCGGCGUUUGGACGGAUCAUCAUCGAAUAUAUACGUCAAUAUCUCAACGUGAACCGAAAGAAACUAAGAGGCAAGAAAAAAAGAGAAGAAGCGAACAGAAGGAAAAGAGAAGAAAAAAAAUUCGUAUGACAAGAAUCAUUAUCGUGUCGCCAAAUACGGUCAUUAUAAUAACGUAUCAGACUACGUCAUGUGAAAAUAUAUUAAUCGAACAAGAUCGUUAAUUUCAUCAACAAGAUACAUCAUAGUACGCGAUUAAAUUUCAAAUGCAUACGUUUAACUCAGAAUAGACGAAAAUUCUGAAAAUUGAAUUUUUCUCUCUCGAACAGUGUAAAUUUUCGUACCGAUCUCAAUUGUUAUUGUUCAUUACAAUUCUUACAAAUCGUUUUUUUUGUUACGACAACUUCUAUUUAAUGAUUUAAUUCGGAAAUUUUUGAUACGAAACAAACCGAUUAAGCAUUUUUCGAAGUCAAAAUUGAUUGAAUAUUAUGCAAUCACCAGAAAUAUGAAUAAUCAAUCCUGUGAAACUCUUUUUUCGGCAAAUUCUUGGAAAUUAAAAAACUAAACUCUGGCAAUGCUCAAUUAAAAGCAAGUACAAAACUUCGCAAAAACAGAACUAUUUUUUCUGCAAAUAUAAAUAUAAUAGUCGAUACACAAAAAAAAUUCUGUCCAAAUGCACAGUGUGACGCUAAAAGAAGCUACCUCAAUAUUGUAUUAUCUUCUUUUUGGUUGGAUUGUAUGCUUAUAUUCUUUUAUUGGAUUGUAUAUCGUGUUUAACAAAUUAGAUUUCACGACUUCUUUUACAAUAGGUCCAUGAUUUGCAGAUAAAAAAUCGUAUUAGUUAAUUAAUUGAUAAGAAAACAAAUCGUAUAUCUUCUUUCUUGAAUUGUAAUUCGAAUUUAAAAGAUUGAAAGAGUUAGAAACAACUAACUAAUGACACAUCGAGUGUCGAUUCGAUCUAAGAAGAAGGAUAUGUGUCAUAUCAAAGUAACAACUUGCAAGCAUUGUAGAAACAAUGCCUCUGCUGACGAGGGAAGUUGAGUUUAAGCUUUGGCAAAUCGACAUGCUGUUGUGGAAAUACUGGAACACACAUUCCAAAGGACAAAGUAACGAAGAAAAGAAGACGCAAUCAUGUCAUGGGAAUCAAUUUCUUCGAGAGAUUAUCUCGGCGGGGCGGCCAGUCAUCAACUCUCCGCGACCGCUCUUCUGGGUAGUCCAGAUGGAUCGCGGCAUCCGCUAGAUGUAUGUGAAUUCACCGAAGAGGACUAUCGGCAUCAGAAUUCCAAUGGAAACACUCAUUACCAGAACGGCAGGUCCGGCUCUGGUCUAUGGGAAUGUCUGAUAGGUUGCAGACGUCGUUUAGACCAACAUAUGGCUCGAAGACGGGUGGAACAAGGCUUGAAACUAUAUCGCGCUCAUAAACAACAAGCUGCUGUUCGUAAAUGGAGAGGAGCUUUAAAGAAUAUCAGACAACGAGAAGAUAAAUUCGCUCUUCUCGGCUAUCUGUAUCAAGCCUACAUGGAUUGGGGAAAGUAUAGAGAUAGCAUCGAUUUUGGUCACAAACAGUUAUGCAUUUCCGAAGAAUUGGAUUCGCCAAACAUGCGGGCAGAAGCCUAUUUAAAUCUGGCAAGGGCACAUGAAAGAUUGGGUGCAUUAGAUAGGGCUUUGGACUAUGCGAGACACAGCUUGUACAAUGAAUGCGACCAAUGUGCGACUGCUGGAUUGGUUCAUUUGACCGUAGGCAGAGUUCAUUUGGAAUUAGCAGGAUUUUGUAAAGCUUUAGAAGCUUUUCAAAGAGCUCAUAAAAUUGCUCAUUCGAUUCAAGACCCGUCAUUGGAAUUGCAGGUAUACGUAGGUUUAUCGGAGCUAUUCUGCAGAUUACACGAUGCUGAUAAGAGUGCUAGGUAUGCGGCUAGAGCUUACGACCUCUCGAGAAGCUUGCAACUGGGCGACUUAAAUUCUCGACAUCAUAGAGCAGCUCUUCUUCAGAUGGCAGCGGCACUCCGGAAAAAAGGAGAACUCGGUGACGCCCACGAUUACUGUUCGGAGGCAACACGAUUAUCGUUAGUUUCUGGAGAUCAAGCUAGUUAUGCCAGGAGUAUACGAAUAAUGGGAGAUAUUUAUAGAAAAAAGUCCGAUAUAAACAAAGCAUUUCGACAGUAUGAAAGUGCGAUGGGAUCCGCGGCAGCGACUGGAGACCGUCUCUGUCAAAUGGAAGCUAUGGACGGCGCAGCAAGAUGUCUUGAGGCUCUUCGAUUACAACAUAAAAUAUGCAAUUGUCGUCCUCUUGAAUUCAAUACUAGGCUGCUCGAAGUAGCUGGAUCAGUUGGUGCGAAGUUCCUGGUACGAACGGUGAGAUCGAGGCUUUCGCGUAUUUAUGGUUCACUUGGAGAUGAAGAACAAAAGACUCAUCACGAAAGAUUAGCUACGGCAAUGGAAGAAGAUUUAGAAUUGCGAUGUGGUAGCUGUAACGAGCCUUUUGGCCUUGAAACCGAUUCCUUGGAAGCAUUACCUUGUUCUCAUAUAUUACAUGCCAGGUGUGCAUACGACAUUUUAAAAAAACGUGACAAAAAGAAGAAACGUUUGUGUCCCGACUGUCACAAAUCCGUUAGUUCACGAUUGUACCUGCAUUGCGAAGAUCCUCAUGGCAUGAAUACUUUGAAUCACAGUUCCUUGAGUCUGGCAUCGUUGAGAGCCAGCAGUUUAGCCACGUUGGACGACUGUCACGCUACUAGCAGUGUUUAAAUCUGAUAAUAUCCGUUACAUCAACUUACUUAUUUACUUAUGUACUUAGGAUUUUGUUUACUUAGAAAUUUUUUGAGCAAUGUGUUCUUUGUAAUGAUCACCACUAAUAUUUCACAAAUGAAUGUAAACAAAGCAAAUGCAAGCACGACCAGUUGUAUCCUAAAUUUGAUGCAAUUGUGCACAUUAGCUUAAUUUCAAAUUUUUUUUUAGGAUAUAAGAGAUAUCAAGCUUGCGUACAGUCUGCCAAUUAAGCGAUUAGACAUGAAUAUUACUUAACGCGUGAAUUGUUUAACAUUUAAAUUAGAAUGAAAAAAAUUUAAAAAAUACUAGCACAAUAUCAAAAGACUUGAUGGCAAUAAAAAUGCACAUUCAAUUCA